Messenger RNA from Aspergillus puulaauensis, 3987 nucleotides. RefSeq lists its product as uncharacterized. The transcript is spliced from 4 exons. Bases 1 to 3987 code for a protein of 1328 amino acids. The record is from RefSeq and is a predicted model, not a curated record. Lineage: Eukaryota; Fungi; Ascomycota; Eurotiomycetes; Eurotiales; Aspergillaceae.
AUGGCAGAGCAGAACGGCCACGAUGUGGUAAAUCUAACCCUGUCGGGCGGCGAUCUUUCGCCUUCCGACGUUCCUGCGAGCACCACCGACAAGAAACCUGCUGGAGGGGACGAGGGGGAGAUAAACACUACCGCUACAACAUCAUCCGAAACGAAGACGAGAGUCGAAUCAGAAGACCAGAAAAUGUACAUGUCACAAACGACGGAAAGCAGCGACAAGGAGAGGUCCGGAGAACAGACUACAACAGACGCAUCAAAGCAAGGGCCGGGUUCGGUGGCAACGAAGGUGCUUGAAAUGAACGGGAUAACAUCAGCUUCGGAUGGUGGGGAAGACACGGCCUCUCUAGGCGGUUCGGAAUCCGAUGCUAGUCGAACGGAAAGCAGAGCUCACAGUCGUGCUGGAUCAACCAAGCGGCCAACAGCAUUCAAGCCGGUUUCUUUCGCCAAAUUUUCCGUCCCCAAAGCGCCGGGCACACCUCCGGUGGCUAAGGCUCCUGAAAAGACUCCGUUGUCCACGGGGACUCCUUUGGGCACACCGUUGCAGAACCCACGGCCUCGUUUGGUCGCAAAGACGACGAGUGGCUUGCGCGACUCGUUAUCAAAAGCGGGCACAAGCGGAACCAGGCUUGGUGGAGGUGGCCCCGAUCCCAACCAAGUCUGGAACAGGAACCGACCGGUCCAGCAGACGCCUCCGAAACAUCUUACCGACGAGGAACUGAAGCAACAAUAUGGAAUUCAUAUGACUUCGAGGAUCCAAGAAGAUGGCGGCGGCACAGAAGCGAAAUGGGCUGAUAUUGAUGACGAUGAAGAUGAUUGGGCCCCGGAUACUAUCGAAUGGACUGAUGGGACGAAAACCGAUCUAAAGGCUGAGCCCCCUCAACCAGAGCCUGUUUCGAGAGCUACACAAGCCACCACGGCAAAACCGAUGAUCGGGACGACGGAGUUUCCACCGGUAGAACAGAUACCUGCGGCCAAGGAAACCCCGAAAUACAUGCCCAAACCUGUCACCUCCAUAGGACCAAACCCUACAGUUCUCAGACUGGGUGCUAGUGCCGAACGGCAAGCGAGGACUGCAGGUAUUUCCGCAAAGGGGUUUAAUAAUGAGAAGCUGCCCACGUCCUCUACAAGCCCAGCCCCUCCCACAAAAUCGCCAUGGGCUCCUAUGCCACCCAUCGAAAGAGCGUCUCCGGUCAUGCCUCCGCUUCACGUCCAACCUCCAACACGAGCUCCUGUCCCCCCCAGGGAAAACGUAAACGACGGUCCAAAUGCUACUAUUGCUCCCAAAGAGAUCGCGGCGGAUGACUUCAACCGUACAUGGAGGGAGUCUCAGCCAGGAACGCGAGAGCUUUAUAACUCAAGGUCAGGGCGUUACGAGCCUGUUCCCGAGCCGAGAAAAGGCGGUACCCAUCGAAACGAGCAGAGCUUCCGCGCUCCCUCAGUGUUGCAGCGACCCGCAGCGCCAGGUGAGCAUGCAGGCCCUGCAGAACCUUCUGCCGCAUUCCAGACUCAUAGGACAAGCGUGCAAGAUGGCGCGCAUUGGACGCGCCGUCGAACUUCGUCCAAUGUUAGCGGUGGAAGUGGAAGCUUUGGUCGGCGGAUGUCGAUUGGUCGACCUGACGCCGUACAAAGGCCAUUUGAAGCUCGACGAGGUUCCCAGGUAAACGGAAUGAUCGAGCCACACCUCCAAGCACGAGAAAAUAUCCCUAAUGAGACUCAUAUACGGGACGUCUCACCAAUACGACAUGGACAUGGCCCCUGGCCUCCGCGAGACCAGACCAUUGCUCCAGAAAAGGUUUCUAAUAUUUUUGCUGGAGAAGGUCAACCUCCUGCUCCUACCCCUGCUAUUGAUGGACAACCCGAGAUACCUCAACCAUCGCAGGAAGAUGCGGUUGCCAUGCAAGAGCGGAUCAUGAAGGAGAAGCGUAUGGAGGCCCGCCAGCGGAGGUUGGAACAAGAAGAGAAAGAGGAAGCUGCGAAGCGUGAAAGAAUCCGACAGAAGCUCGAGGCCCUGGGGCCACCACCUGAGAAAUCCAAGGCGAGGAGCAAGGACUCCCCUGAAGUUAGCAAGGUUGAAACGACAGCCACUGGUCCUGCUCAAUCACCUCCGAAACCUCCUGUGCCAGAACCCACUGGGGCGCCAAAGCAAUAUGGCAUGAUGAAGGUCCAUCACCCAGAUACCGUGAAAAAGCUCAUCGAGAAAGAAAGAAGCCAUGACAAGACUACUCCCGCGGGUAAUGUCCGGCGGGUCUCUUCACCCAACCGAGAGUUGAAAACGGAUUCUGCUACAGCAAAUGGACCUCAAGCAUCACAUGAGCCUCCUGCACCACUCGAAGAUAUAACUGGUGACCAAAGAGUUGAAGAGGAAAACGCUCAAUGGAGGGGUGGCAUGAAUGUUCCCAACACAUACGCCCCUUGGACAGGUAAUACCAAGCUUGUUGGCCCCGCGGGCCCCUUGACGAAUCCCUGGAAACCUUUGAGCAACGAUAAAACAUUAGGGAAUGGUAUUUUUGAUCAGACUCUUGGAAAUUUCCCAACAAGGGACUUGACUCUACGAAAUCAUCUCGGUUUGGAGCAGUCACCACUCCCUCCUAGCUCGCAAACAUUCCCCACGACCACGCGAUCCGCCCAAGAAAGUGCAACGAUCUCCCCACUGCCAUCCCCCGAAACUAGACAUGCCUCCUAUGAUGCACUAAGCCCGAUUGGCCGGCCAGGCCCCAUUGGACCCCCAAGAGCGCAUUCAAGCUGGCAGCAUGAUGCACGUACUGCUGCAUGGAAUGAUUUCCAUGCUGUUGCCACGAAGCGCGAAGCCGAGGAAAACGAGAGGCUGCGCCAUGAAAUGAAUGCUGUCCGUGACAGCCAGCCUUCGCUUCAGGCCAGCUUCAAUGAAACUUGGCGACAAGUUCGCACGGGCGACCAAGCCGGCCAGAGGCAAGUUGUCGGUAUUUCCAGAACAACAGAUGGGAAUGCUUCGCUUCCAAAUCCGCUAUCCAGCUUUGAACACCCUGUUGGGCCACUUUCGUUUGCAGAAGCCCAUGCACGUCCUCUUGUUAACGUCCCUAUUCGGAGUUCGCGAUUCUUCCCGCAGGCGACUGAACAUAGGAAGCCGACGACAUAUGAAGAGGUUGAUUUUUUCCGAAGCCCUUCACCACCUCCUCCCGAAGAAGUAUCGACGCAUCCUGUAUAUUUUGGUGAUUCGAAUAGACCUUUAGUCCACCUUCCAGCACCGAAGCCGAUUGUCAAGCUCCCACCAAAGGUGGCUGCUCCACCACCCACACCACCGACCUUUGCCUCCAUGGUUGCUUCCAAUACGCGUCCUGGCCCUCUGUCAACCGCUACAAACUGGCAGGAGAGGAUCAAUACCCUCUUCGGUAAGAAGACGGCAGUACCGGAGAAAAGAAAUGCUCUAGCAAUCUCAUCGGCGUCGAAAGAGCCCCUUGACGUGCAGCUGCAUAUCGCAGAAGUUUCUGUUUCACUGCCCUACAAUGGGGAAUCUCAGUCUGGAGACGGUGAACUGACUGCGAGACAAGUCGAGGAAGGAGAGGCGAUGUUUGAGGACCGUGAAGUAGGCUCAUUACCCGUUGUACGAGUACCCACGAUGGCUCCUCCGGCCGCCUGGCGAGCUGCACCUGCACCAUCUCAAACCCGCUUGAGGUCGAAGGUUCUGAAGGCGAUGCAAGUCCAUAGCGUUGAACCCUUUCUAUUUGGGCCUCGCGAUAAGGAUGCGUCAGCAGUCAAUCAACUCCUAGUCCGACUUCCUGGUGCAGUUGAGGCAAAGACGGUGGCUGUCCCACGGAAAGCAGGAUCUCAUACCAAUCCUCGAUCGCGUGGACAACUUACAUAUAAGCCUCGUAAGAACACCAAACCACGCGAUGGCUCUGGUGGCUCGAAUUUCAAGAAGGCUGCCGCUCAGCAAACAAAUGGGAACAGCCAAACGCAACGACAAUCGCGAAAGUCGUCGUGGGGCAACCCUACUACCAAUUCAGCCUAA